AUGAUAUAAUUAUCAUAAAGGUAAUUUGAAAGAAUAUCUAAUUUAUAAAUUUAAUAAAUUUUGAAUAAUUUUUUCAGGCCAUCAAUUGCUAUAAAAUUGAAACAUUUAAAAAGAAAUUAUAUAUUGAAAAACUCCUAUUUACCUAGUAAUAUAUAUAUAUGGUUUUAAAUAAGAUUAAUCAAAAUUUAGAUUUUUAGAAAAAAAAUUUUAAAUUAACAAUCUGAAGAUUUUCAAAAAAUCAAAAAAGAAAGUAGAUAAAAAUUUUAAACUUAUAAGCACAGAUAGUUAAAAAUGGAUAAGCACAAACCUCUUGGAUAUCAAUACUAAAAGAAAGAUCCUCUUUAAGUGAAAACAAAGCCUUCAACUAAAUACGAACAUGUUUAAAAAACAAUUAAUAGCGGUACAACUGCAAGAGAUGUUGAAGUCAAAAGUGAUAAGUUUAUUGCUAAGAAGAAAAAUGAAAAUUUUGGAAGAAUUUCUGCUAGAUAUUUGUUCACUUUACUUUGUUUGGAUAAGAAUCAUGAAAGUAUUUAUGAUCUUAUAAAUUAGAAUGAUCAACAAGAUGAACAAAUAGGUAAAUUUAAUUAUGAUAAUGUCUCACAAGCAUCAUACAAUAGCAGAUAGUCAGGAAUUACUUAAACUCAUGAACCUGAACAGAAAGAGGGAUAUAUUGAUUAAAAUUCAUUUUUACUGCUUGAUGUAAGAGACGAAACCGAACAAUAGACCUACAGAAUCAAAGAAUCUGUAUCAUAUCCAAUCACUAAUUUUAAAAGAGACAAAGUGAUUCCUAUCCUAUACAAAUUUAAAAAUGCUUCUGACAAAGUUAUUAUUGUUUAUUCAAGUGAUGAAAAAUAAACUAUAACAGCUGGAUAAACAUUUUUUGAGAAGGGAUAUGAUAAUAUUUACAUUUUAAACAAAGGAAUUGAAUCUUUUGCUUUAGAAUAUCCUGAUCAUAUUGAAGGUGUGAUCCCAGAUGCUAUCAAAAAAUAGAUUGUCUAAACUGAAAAGAAAAUUGUAAGCAGAUAAGCAUCAGAUAAUAAAACAACUAUGGGUAUCACUAAAACUUCUACAAUUAACUCCAAACCAACUACUGCAAAUAAAACCAAUAGAACACCAAUAAAUAAUAUUUUGAAUGAUGGAAAAGAAAACAAACCUUCAUAAUAAAAAUAUUGA
Molecule: messenger RNA, 1173 nt
Organism: Tetrahymena thermophila SB210
Lineage: Eukaryota; Ciliophora; Oligohymenophorea; Hymenostomatida; Tetrahymenidae
Product: rhodanese-like domain protein
Exons: 5
Biological process (GO): cilium assembly; protein polyglutamylation
Cellular component (GO): ciliary basal body
Source: RefSeq, a predicted model, not a curated record